Periophthalmus magnuspinnatus is the source of this 2886-nucleotide messenger RNA. RefSeq names its product ubiquitin-conjugating enzyme E2D 4 (putative) (gene ube2d4). Gene Ontology annotation, cellular component: nucleus. Gene Ontology annotation, biological process: ubiquitin-dependent protein catabolic process; protein polyubiquitination. The record is from RefSeq and is a predicted model, not a curated record. Bases 261 to 707 code for a protein of 148 amino acids. The transcript is spliced from 7 exons. Lineage: Eukaryota; Metazoa; Chordata; Actinopteri; Gobiiformes; Gobiidae. Gene Ontology annotation, molecular function: ubiquitin conjugating enzyme activity.
ACAAGAAGGUAACCGUAGAGAUCGCAGAGUUGUCUACCUAUGCGCUAGCGACAGGAAACACUAAAACACUAGCAGGCUCUACUACUUUGUAACAACCUCUAGAAAGUCAAGCCUUUUGAAAAAUAGGUGACACAGGGUCUUUAUGGUGUGUAUGCCAGUAGUCUUUUAGAAAAAAAAACAAAAACUAAAGUCUGAGAUAAAUUGUAUGAGUGAGGCACUAACUGUUAGCUGACAGGCUAACUAGCAUAGCUGCACUAGCAAUGGCGUUGAAGAGAAUUCAGAAGGAGUUGUCAGACCUUGAGAGGGAUCCUCCUGCUCAGUGUUCUGCUGGCCCAGUAGGAGAUGACUUGUUUCACUGGCAGGCAACAAUUAUGGGCCCAAGUGACAGCCCCUAUCAAAAUGGAGUGUUUUUUCUUACUAUUCACUUCCCCACAGAUUAUCCUUUCAAACCACCUAAAGUUGCAUUCACAACUAAAAUUUACCACCCAAAUAUCAACAGCAAUGGGAGUAUUUGUCUUGAUAUUCUAAGGUCGCAAUGGUCACCCGCACUUACAGUAUCUAAAGUAUUAUUGUCUAUCUGCUCUCUGUUGUGUGAUCCAAAUCCGGAUGAUCCUCUGGUACCGGAGAUUGCUCACACAUACAAAUCUGACAGAGAAAAGUACAACAAACUAGCCAGAGAAUGGACACAGAAGUAUGCAAUGUCAUAAAACAUGGGAGAUAAGUAGAAGAACACGUACAACUCACGUCAGAAAGGCAACAACAGUGGAUUAGAAUAAACUAACUUUGUGAAGGAAGCAUUACAAUGAGGUUCAGUGAUACAAUGCCACUGGCUUUCCAUGUGCUGAGCUGCUCCCAUGUGCUGUCCUUCAUGACACGUUUGGAUCGGCUGAGCGGGAAGUGACGGGCUUCUAUAAGCACUCCUUUAUGGAAAACCGGAAACUCACAACAGUCUAUACAACGACACUCAGACUUAAACUGUUACUUACUCUUGCUGUUGUUACAUCACUCUCAUUGUUACUAGUCAUUAAGAACAUAUCAUCGCUACUUAAAAUGUUUGGUUGGUUUCGGAGGUUUUAUUUCUGAGGUACUGUUUCUGUCCCACUGGAUGUCUUGUUUUACUGUAUCUCCAUGUAUUUAGUGGCCUUUCUGUGUUAUUUUGAAGCGGUAUGUGCAAUUGAGACAGAAUGUUCCCUGAUGUACACCACUGUGCAGUGCCAUUACCAGCAGCUCAUCUGUUGGCACAUUAUGUCUCCACCCAAAUCAAUGUGACAAAAGAUUGGUUUACUUUCAGUAGUAACCACUGCAUUCAAAAUCUUUAGUUUUUCUAUUAGAUGGGUUAAACGAUAGUUCAUUUUCUCACACAUGCUGUUAUUGAAGUAAUGUAUGGUCCUAAAAUGUAUUGAUUUAAUCUAAAGCGGCUACAUUUAUGCUGGCAGUUUUAUUGUGUGCCACUUCCUCAAUACUGUUACUCAGGUAUCUAGCCAAUCAACCCAAACAGUGACUCUUUGUGAGGAAAAUGUGGACUUAAAAGCUUUUUAAAUUUAAAAUCAUCCCAAAUUGGGUGAUCCAAACUAUUCUGAUUUGUUCUUUCACAGGUGCAGAAGACCUGCCUUUUUGCACAAAAAAUAUGAACUAAACUUUUGUCAAAAAAGGCACCUCUUUCCUUUUAUCCUCCUAAUUCUUUACUAUUUCAAUAAUUGUUCAGAACACUCAAGAUGUGAAGUAGCUUGAAACAACAGUGUUAGAAGUUUACUUGCUACAGUUGGAAAUGGUGUUCAUUUACAGUGGGUGUCAAAACAAACUUGACGUAAGUGUCGGUCAUUUUAAGUCAUGUGCAUCAACUUGAGUUUAAUGAAUGCAGCUGCCAUGACACUUUGAUUUGCUUUAAGAGACAGUGAUGUAAAGCUUUAGUUCAGCUUUUUCAUUUCUUUAUUUAUGAUUGGGUCUGCUCAGCUUCAUUUGUACCUGAAACGGUAAAUAAUUUGUAUGUAACCUUUGCUAUUGUAUAUUGAAAGACUUUAGUUUGGGGCUAUUUUUUUUCUUUCACACUUGAGAUAUGAUUGUGGUGUAAUAGUUUAAAUAAUACAUGGUAACUGUUGGAUUAAAUUGUUAGGAUAUACCAUUUAUUACAUCAUAAUGUGCUGAUGCUGCCAAUAUUGAAAAAAGGGAAAUAGUUCAUUGUUAUUGAGGCAUUUUAAAUUGGGAGUUAUCCUAAAAGGUUAACACUAAGCAUGUACACUUGAAGCUUUGAUUACAAAACUAACAUAGUUUUAGCACCAAUACAUAUGUGUUACUAGUUGUAUGACAGUUCACUAUAUACAGGAUAACAAAAUAUUUCAGAAAUACAGAGAUCUGUCAGACAAUGAAAUCUGAAAUGGUUUUUGGUUCUGUGCAUUGUUCAUUUAAAAGAAAAAUAUCUUCCGGAUGUGUGGUUGAGAGCAGCCAGAGUGUAUCACCAGUGGUGUUACCCUGACUGUGUACUCUAGAGUUUAUAUAGGCAGCUUAGCAUGCUUUGCACUCCCAAGAAUCCUCUCUGCCAUUUGCCAGAUAUCAGGGAUUUCGUUACACUUCAUCUGCCUAACACCUCUAACUAAAAUAAUAGCCUUAACCCUCAUUUUCUACAUUUAACUGUCAUAAAGAAAACUGUAAACUUGCUAUAUCAGGGCUGUAUCCUCUUGGGUAACUCAUCUCUUAAUAAAUGGAACGUGCAGCUUGAACAAAACUAAUAUAUUUCUAAUUGAGCCUAGCCUUGUCUGAAUGCAGGACCAGCCAUGUGCAUCUUUCUGAUCUGGAAUGUCUGCUUAAAAUGUCAACAUCCACAUUUCACACUCCACAUACAAGAUAUCUAUGGACAUGUCAUGAAAUAUGAUUAAAGUUAAUCUUCGA